Anopheles stephensi (Asian malaria mosquito) is the source of this 1708-nucleotide messenger RNA. RefSeq names its product polymerase delta-interacting protein 2 (gene POLDIP2). Gene Ontology annotation, molecular function: DNA binding. NCBI's taxonomy places the organism in Eukaryota, Metazoa, Arthropoda, Insecta, Diptera, Culicidae. The record is from RefSeq and is a predicted model, not a curated record. The coding region runs from base 336 to 1541 and encodes 401 amino acids. The transcript has 3 exons. Gene Ontology annotation, biological process: error-free translesion synthesis. Gene Ontology annotation, cellular component: nucleus; mitochondrial nucleoid.
AUGUUAACGAUUCUGCGUCUUUCUUGCACGUCCAUGCGUGUUAGUGAAGUAAAAAGAGCUUAGAAACGACAGCCACGCUCGCUUUAUCCAUCGCGUGAAUCGCUCCACCACAUGCUGCAAACGGACGGUGGGACAAACGUCAAACAAAACGACUGACGUCCGCUUUCAUCGAUUGUGUUGUGCAUUGAAAAAAAUUGUGUGUGCAAAAGCGCUAGGAAUAAAGAUAUUAUUAAAUUCUCGCUAAUUGCACGACGUAGUCGCUAUUCUCAGGGGCAGUGCUAUCGUCACUAUCGUAGUUCCGCUCGGCCAAAUCGUACUCCACAUUUUUACUGACGAUGAGUCCGCUAAUGUCCAAGGCGUACUCCCUUUGCCAUUUCCGUCCAGGAUUCAACUUGGUAGUUCGUUUGUUUUCAGUGUCUAUUUAUCACAACACACGAUUGGCCGAGGUGGGUAGACUUGAAUUGCCGAAGGCUCAGGGUAAAUAUGAAACGGGUCAACUAUUCCUGCACCGCGUGUUUGGGUACCGCGGUGUCAUACUGUUUCCCUGGCUGGCCAGAGUGUACGACCGUGACUUGCCGAAUCAGUCCAAAGGCAAUCAACUGGAAAGCGUCGCUUCCGAAUCGGCCGACGGCAGUGCUACCAAUGACAAUACGAGCAAAGAGGUGCAGAAGAAAACGCACACGUUCUACCAGGUGUUGAUUGAUCAGCGGGACUGCCCGUACAUACGUGCUCAGACGGAAGCGGUGACAUUUUUGGGAAAUCAAGAAUCGAGCCGAAGUCUUUACGCUAUUCCUGGUCUGGAUUACGUAGCACACGAGGACAUACUACCGUACAGCUCUGGCGAACAGCAUCCUUUGCAGCACGAGCUGUUUGAUAAAUUCCUGGCGCACCAGCCGGACAAGGAACCGCCGUUCGUGGCGCAGGAAACGCUACGCGCAUGGCAGAAGAAGAACCAUCCGUGGCUAGAGCUGUCCGAUGUGCACAAGGAAACGACAGAAGGCAUUCGCGUAACGGUCAUCCCGUUCUACAUGGGUUGCAGAGAAACUCCGGCAGCUUCAGUGUAUUGGUGGCGCUACUGUAUUCGUUUAGAAAAUCUUGGCGAGCUUAGCGUACAGUUGAGGGAGAGACACUGGAGAAUAUUUUCCCUAUCAGGAACUCUGGAAACCGUGCGUGGACGAGGCGUGGUCGGUCAAGAACCCAUCUUGAGCCCACGACUGCCGGCUUUCCAGUACAGCUCGCACGUCAGUUUACAAGCGCCCAGCGGUCACAUGUGGGGAACGUUCCGUAUGGAGCGCGAAGAUGGCCACAUGUUUGAUUGCCGCAUUCCACCGUUUUCGCUCGAAAGCAAACCAGAUGACAACAGUGGAACCGGCAAUAUUGACGACACGAACGCCAGUCUUGGUGCGUCCUCGAAGCACCCGUCUUCCGGUGGAGGAGCGAGCGAUGAAACGAUACCCUCGCCCACUUCGACCAACACGACGACGACAUCCACGAAACCAAAUACUAAAAAUAGCAAAAACGACGGAGAUGACAACGUUUGAUGCAACGGCCGGAAUUGUUGCUUUACUAGGGUAUGCAAAUCUAGGCAUCAGUUUACGCGAGCCAUAAUCGGGAGACGCACACGCUCAGUCAGAACUCAUGUAAAUAAACCUAUAUAUCGUUAAAUUUAUUGAACUGCAAGGAGAAUAUAAACGUAAUUUAGCACGAA